GUGACGUACGAGCGCGCCGCGCGGCGUGGACCGAGGACGGUGCGGGACGCGUGGAGGUCAGCGGCGAUGCUGACGGGGGCCGCGGGGGCCCUGAGGUUACUUGCCGGGAGUGUCGCCUCCCUGCCGCCCCGGCCGUCAUGGCAGCUCGCCUGGUGAAGCGGUGCACGUGCCUCCUGAGGGAGGCCGCCCGCCUGGCCCCCGCGGGCCCUCCCGCCGGCCGGCUGCGGCUGGCCAGGGCAGCCCGCAGGACUCUGACCUCCUCAGCCGCCUCGCCCAGUUCCCAGGUCCCGGGCGCCCUGUCCCAGCACGCGGAGAAGGAGCAGGCGUUCACCCCCCGCCCAGAGCGCCAGGAGGUGGACGAGCUCAUCGAGAAGGCCACUCGGCCGGAGGAGCUCCUGGGGCUGCUCACGGGCGGCCACCACCUGCACCAGAACCACGCGGCCCUCGCGCUCAUCCAGCUCUCCCGCCUGCUGUCCGAGAAGCCGGAGGACAAAGCCUCGCUCAUGGAGGACGCGCGCUUUCAGCAGCUCCUCCAUCUCGUCAACAGUCAGAUAGCCGCGGUCUGGCACGGGACCCUCGUGAAGCUGCUCCGGAGCCUCUACGCUCUGGAGCUGCCAGCCGCCUCCAAGGAGCUGCCGUCGGUGGAGCAGGAGGUGCGCUGGCGCCUGCGCAGGCUCAGGUACAAGCACCUGGCCUUCCUGGCCGAGACCAGCGCCGCCCACAUGCAGGAGCGGGGCUCCCAGGAGCUGCUGGCGGAGCUGCUGGUGCACCUGGAGCGGCGCUGGGCGGAAAUCGAGGACAGCCGCACACUGGUAGCCAUCAUGACGAAGACAGGGCACCUCUCGGAGUCGCUGAUGACCCGCCUGGAGGACAAGUGCCUGGAGCUGGUGGAGCAGUUCGGCCCUGACGAGCUGCGGAAGGUGCUGGUGGCGCUGGCGGCGCAGAACCGGCGGUCGGUGCCCCUGCUGCGGGCCAUCUCAUACCACCUGGUGCAGAAGCCCUUCCCCCUGAGCAAAGGCGCCCUCCUGGACGUGGCCUACGCCUACGGCAAACUCGGCUUCCACCAGACGCAGGUGUUCCAGCGCCUGGCCGCCGACCUGCUGCCGCACACGCCCAGCCUCGCGUCGGGCGAGGUGGCCCGUUGCGCCAAGUCCUUUGCCUUCCUCAAGUGGCUCAACCUGCCCCUGUUUGAGGCCUUUGCCCAGCACGUCGUGAGCAGAGCCCAGAGCAUCACUGUGCCGCACCUCUGCAACAUGCUCCUGGCCUUCGCGCGCCUGAACUUCCGUCCAGAACAAGAGGAGCCGUUCUUCAGCCUGGUGCACGAGAAGCUGGGGGGCCAGCUGGCGGACCUGGACCCAGCGCAGCAGGUGGACGUGCUGUGGGCCCUGUGCGUGCUGCAGCAGGCCCGCGAGGCCGAGCUGCGGGCCGUGCUCCGCCCCGAGUUCCACGCCCAGUUCCUAGAGGACAGGUCCCCGAAGGGCCACAGUACCUUCCUGAAGCUGCUCCACAUCAAUGCCACUGCCCAGCUGGAGCACCCCGAGUACACGGGCCCCCUGCUGCCAGCCUCCGCCGUGGUCCCCAGGCCCUCGGCCCCAGACAGGAAGGCCACACCCCUGCAGAAGGAGCUGCAGGGGGCCCUGAGGGGUCUGCUGGGGAGCGCAGACAGGGGCCUCUUCAUGGUGAACACGCAGUACGGCUGGGUUCUGGAUGCCGAGGUGCUGCUGGACGCCGACGGCCAGUUCCUGCCCCUGAAGGGCUUCGCGGCCCCUCAUCGGGCCCCGCCCUCGGAGGGCCAGCCGCUGCCCGCUGGCACCAAGAGGCUGGCCUUCCUGCGCUGGGAGUUCCCCAACUUCAACAGCCGGAGCAAGGACCUGCUGGGGCGUUUCGCGCUGGCCCGGCGCCACGUGCUGGCCGCUGGCUUCCUGGUGGUGGACGUCCCGUACUACGAGUGGCUGGAGCUCAAGUCUGAGUGGCAGAAGGGCGCCUACCUCAAGGACAAGAUCCGGAAGGCAGUGGCCAAGGAGCUGGCCAAGUGACCUGCCCCGUGCGGGCCAGGCCCCGGAGGCCUGGCUGUGGACCCCGGGCGGGCGAGGAGCCCCCGCCACGGACAGACCCAGCGCACAGCCUUGGCCACGGGGCUGGCCAGCAGCUCUGAGCGGCACGGGGCCUCCUGUGGGCAAUAAACCUUUCACUUUGGUGUUCAA
Pteronotus mesoamericanus is the source of this 2204-nucleotide messenger RNA. It is a transcript of the gene FASTKD4, whose product is annotated as transforming growth factor beta regulator 4. The record is from RefSeq and is a predicted model, not a curated record. The transcript has 11 exons. Gene Ontology annotation, cellular component: ribonucleoprotein granule; mitochondrial matrix. Gene Ontology annotation, molecular function: RNA binding. The coding region runs from base 138 to 2036 and encodes 632 amino acids. Gene Ontology annotation, biological process: mitochondrial RNA processing; regulation of mitochondrial mRNA stability. Lineage: Eukaryota; Metazoa; Chordata; Mammalia; Chiroptera; Mormoopidae.